Molecule: messenger RNA, 1905 nt
Organism: Diabrotica virgifera virgifera (western corn rootworm)
Lineage: Eukaryota; Metazoa; Arthropoda; Insecta; Coleoptera; Chrysomelidae
Product: microfibril-associated glycoprotein 4-like
Exons: 6
Coding region: 129-947 (272 amino acids)
Source: RefSeq, a predicted model, not a curated record
UGAUCUCGUUUGUGGUUCUUCUCUUAAUAUGUGUCAAGUUUGGUGUCUCUCAGUCUCCGGCUGAAGAAGUACCAGCUGCAAAUCCUGACGUUGGUCAAGCUGCCAUAGAAGACUUCGUAAAGGCUGUCAUGAUGCUUUCAUCUGUAGUCGAUAAAUUAAAUGGUUUACAAGAAUCUGAAAACACUUUAAAAAAUGUAUUCGAUGAGUGCAAGUAUCUGAUUGGUAAAAGUCAAAUACCGUUUUGUCGCUUAAAUCCAGCACAAGCAUUUUCUGAAGCUGAAGACGCCUAUCCAAGUAGUUGCAAAGAAAUUUUGAAAAGUGGUAAAACUAAGUCAGAUGUGUACAUAAUCAAACCUAAAACAAGUAAUAAACCUUUUGCUGUGUUGUGCGAUAUGGAAACUAAAGGGGGUGGUUGGACUCAUAUUCAGAAGAGGUUUGAUGGAUCCCAAGAUUUUUAUCUACCUUGGAGAGACUAUAAAUUUGGUUUUGGUGAUCUUAUGGGCGAAUUUUGGAUUGGGUUGGAAAAUAUGCACCACAUGACAGCUUUUGAAAGAAACGAACUUCUGGUAGAACUAACUGAUACAGACCAAACGAAGAGUUACGCCCAAUACGCUUCGUUCUCAAUAAGCAACGAAAAAGAUGGAUACAAACUGAAUAAACUUGGAGGAUAUUCAGGUGACGCGGGGGAUUCUCUAUCACGUCAUCUAUAUGCAAAAUUUUCAACUCUCGAUGUGGACCUGGAUAAUAGCACCACCACAAGUUGUGCACAAGAGUUCGAGGGUGCUUGGUGGUACGAGCAUUGUCAUCAAAGCAAUCUAAAUGGGAAAUUUUUGACUGUGGUGCUCCCUGGUGGAAAGAAUGGUCAUGGUCUAAGCUGGCACGCUUUGAAAAAUUCGUAUGAGAAUUUGGCAGGAUCAAGAAUGAUGAUACGACCAAUUUUAAAAUAAAACAUGUUUUCCCGAAAAAGCAUUACAUUAAUGUUUUUGUUUAAAUUAUAAUAUACAGUGCGUUCAUAAAGUAACGCAUAAAUUCAUUAUUUCGUAAACCGGCGACUUCACGAAAAAAUCCCGAAACGGGUCGACUUUUUUUAAUUCACAAUUUUUAGGCAUAUAUAUCAUACUAGUGACGUCAUCCAUCUGGGCUUGAUGACAUAAUCGAGGAUAUUUUUAAGGAGUCAUGUGACAGUUAACUUGAAAUGGUAUUCAAUUAUCUAUUCACUAAUAUAAAUAUUAACAUACCUAUUUAUACAGGGUGUUAAAAAAAUUUAAUUACAUUAAUUGAGACAAAAAGAAGAAUGUCUGUAAUUUACUUAAUUCAAAAUACGUUUUACUGUUAAUUUGAAAUUAAAAAAAAAUGUUAAUUUCACAAAUAAAUAUUGCUUUUCACUUAAAUCCAAUGUUAAAUCUGCAACCACCUGCCUCUUGGCAAAUUGAACAUUUCAUUUAAGCGAAAAUCUAUGUUUAUUUGUCAAAUAAACAUUUUUUGUUUUUAGUUUUCUGACAACAGUUAAACGUAUUUUGAAUCAAGUAAAUUACAUACAUUCUUCUUUUUGUCUCAAUUAAUUUAAUUACAAACCAUUUUUUGAACACACUGUAUAAAUAAUUAUGUUAUUGUUUAUAUUAGUAAAUAGAGAAUUGAAUACCCUUGCAAAUGAGAUAUCACAUGACCCCUAUUCUCAUUUAAAAACAUCAUCGAUUACGUCAUUAAUCCCAGAUGGAUGUCGUCACUAGUAUGAUAUUAGAUGCAAAAAAAUCGUAAAUUAAAACUAAAUACCGACCGGUUUUGGGAUUUUUCCGGGAUGCCGCCGGUUUAAGAAAUAAUGAAUUUAUGCGUUACUUUAUGGACAAAACUACACAAUAAAUAUUAUGUUAAUAUAUAAAUAGUUCGAAUAAAAAUUUAACUACA